AUGUCGGUGGCCUCGAAGAACCCUUUCUCUGUCCUGGACGAGGAGUCAUCCCGCCCUUCCAGCCCAGCCCCUGCCACUGACCAUGCCCCCGUCCCCGCUCAACCCACAUCCAAACCCUCCAAGGGCAACCAGCGCGGCAGGGGUGGCCCCGCUUCUCGCGGCGGUCGCUACUACAACAGAGGCGGCGGUGCCAACAAAAACACCGACACCAAUCGCGAUACUACCACUGCGGAGGAACCCGCAGCCGGUGCAGAGUCUAACAGGCGUCGAUUCGACGGCGAACGCAGGGAAGGCAGGGAAGGCAGGGGGAGAGGUCGUGGCAACCGUGGUGGCGGAAGAGGACGGGCCUUCGACAGGCAUAGCGGCACGGGCAAGACCGACUCUGAAAAGAAAGUCCAUCAGUCCUGGGGCGGCGACGAUGGCUCUACCGAACUCAAGGUAGAGGAGGCUGCCACCAACGACGCCGCCGCAGACGGUGACGGUGCUGCCGAUGGGACAGGCGACACCAACAACUGGGCUGGUGGUGCUGCUGUCGAUGAUGCUUGGGGUGCAAGUCCCGCCGACGCUUCAGCACCCGCUCCAGUCAACGGUGAAGGUGAAGCCGAAGCCGGCAAAACCGAAAGUCGUCGUCGCGACAGAGAGGAAGAAGAGGACAACACCCUCACCCUCGACCAGUACCUCGCCCAGCAAAAGGAGAAGGAAUCCAGCCUGCUACCGAAGCUCGAGUCUCGCAAGGCCAACGAAGGUUCCGACGACCGUAUCUGGGAUGGUGCCACCCGCCUCGAGAAAGGCGAAGGCGACGCGUACUUCGCUGGAAAGACCAGGAAUACAGCCAAGUCCCGCACCGAGAAGAAGGAAAAAGUCUUUAUCGAAAUCGAGGCCCGCUUCGACCGUCCAUCACGCGGAACGCGUGGUCGCGGAGGCGACAGAGGCGACCGGGGUCGUGGCCGGGGCGGACGUGGCCGAGGCCGUGGUGGAUUCAGUGGCAAUACCGCAUCCACUGGUGUCAAUGUGGAUGACGAGAGAGCCUUCCCUGCGCUCUCGUAG
This is a messenger RNA of Pisolithus orientalis, 1047 nucleotides long. RefSeq lists its product as uncharacterized. Gene Ontology annotation, cellular component: nucleus; cytoplasm. The record is from RefSeq and is a predicted model, not a curated record. The transcript is spliced from 6 exons. Bases 1 to 1047 code for a protein of 348 amino acids. Gene Ontology annotation, molecular function: RNA binding. NCBI's taxonomy places the organism in Eukaryota, Fungi, Basidiomycota, Agaricomycetes, Boletales, Pisolithaceae.